AUGGAUAUAAAGGCUGAAUCAUUUGUGAGCGGUUCGGGGGACUUUUUCGACAUACCGGCAGCAGAACAAGAAAUUACCGUUGACUCAAACGAUCAGCCUAACGUGUCAGCAGUGGGUUCAACGCUGGUGCAGAACAUUUCGCCAGCGCCAAAUGAAGGCGUGUUUCAAUCUGUUGGCCCUUCGAUUGUUCGGGUGACUGGCACUCCACAAACUGCUCGUGGACCUCGUGUUAUUAUGGUGCAACGUUCUAGCCAGGGUGGUGUGCCUUCCCCUACGCAACCAGGUCAGGGCAUUAAGACCGUCAAAAUUAUUACAGUUCCUGGCCAAGGAGCUGGUGGUAAGCCAAUUAAAGCUGCCGUCAUACCCAUGCACAUGCUCCAACGAGGCGUUAAGGUUCUUACCAGCUCGGGCCAGCAGACGAUCGGCCCGGGUGGAACAGUGAUAGCUUCGAGUGGGGUUGGCUCACCUGUAGGAACGCCUCGAGUUCUAGCUCUCCGACCAGCUACUCAAAUAACCGGCCAGACAUCAGGAAACGUGACCUUCCUGGGCGCACCAGGCACCCAUAUUCGACCAAGAACCUUUAUCGUGUCGAGUGCAUCAGGUCAGACGCGCGUGGCUCAGGGCUUUGCAUUGCCGCAACACCUGACACAGCAAGUUGGAGAGGAGGUUGAAAACUCCUUCAUAUCUGCGGGCGCUGCUGGCGCUGAAGGGUUUGUUCAGCCUGGCUUCCUUGACCUCUCCGCUGCCACGGCUGCAGGACAUCCAGCUGCGGCCCAUUUUGCUCGCCAAACCAGUCCUGGUGCCCACGAGUCAGAAGGAGAACAAGAUCACGUAACCACAGGACUCAAGACUAAUGGGCUCAGACGUUACGCUCGCUGUGUUUGCAAUAAGGUAAAGGAGAAGAAUGUCACAUCUUACAGUGAGGUUGCGGAUGAACUUGUCCACGAAUACGCCGCUGAACAUCCAAUGAUUCCAUCAGAGCAGACGGCUGAAAUACAGGAGUUGAUUUUACAACUGAUCGCCUUCAAGAACUUGAUAACGCGGAAUCGCAUGAACGAGCGCCACCAGCGACAGCGCCAAGCUCAGCGGGAGGCUAAUGAGGAGGCAACGAGCAUUUCCGGCACAAAAGCGCUCGCUAACCUGGACGAAAGUGUCGCUGCUCUUAUCCCUCAUCGUCUCGAUCGCAUCCCUCUGCCCUUCCUUGUUGUUUCAACUCUCAAGAAGACUCCCUAUGAGGUUCGUGACGAGGUUGACACUUUGAAGAGAAUGGGCCUCACCCUGCGACUGGGCAGUCCGCAAUGCACUCAAGAGGAAUAUAAUCAGUGCCUUGAACUUAUCCCUCCAUCGCUGCGCUUCUAUGUUGAAGCUAUCUUUGAACGUCGCCAGGCUAUCGUGCCUGAUUUUGAAGCUCUUCAUCAACAGCGUCGUCUCUAUGUGGAAGCGCGUUUGGCUGAAGUUGCAGGCGCAGGUGGUCCAAAUACGACUCCUGUGGGGGUAGCAGACUCUCACACCCACCACACCCAGCAUCACCGCAGACGUUUCGGCGAUGACUUCUUUGACGACGAGGAAGAGGAGGAGGUGGUGGGUGGGGGCGGUGGUGAAGGCGCGGAUGAUGGUGGCGCUGCCCCUGAACAAAUUCAUCUACAGCGCGCCAGUGCUGGCGUUGCAUCGAGCACCGAAAUAACCCCCGGGGAUACCCAGCAUUAUGCACGUGCAGCUGCUUCUCGCGGCUUCGUUGUUCCCAGUGGUCCGGGUGGCCUUCUGCGUCACUCUGCUAACAGUGUACAUCGUCAGGCCGUAAAAAUGACCGUUGAAAGUGCAAUGGGCGAAGCAUCGGAGAACGCUUCGGCUGCGGCGGCCAUUAGCGGGGGUGGCAGCGGAGCGGGAGAUGGUGCUGCUGUCGCUGGGCGGCUCUUCGAUGUUGGCGAGGAUGAAUCGGAUGUGGAUAUGGCUGAGGAAGAGGAUGAUGAUGAUGAUGAUGAAGGCAUGGAAGAUGUGCAAGACCCCUUGAAACCGUCCACAUGA
This is a messenger RNA of Echinococcus granulosus, 2025 nucleotides long. Its product is annotated as Transcription factor Dp-1. The coding region runs from base 1 to 2025 and encodes 674 amino acids. Lineage: Eukaryota; Metazoa; Platyhelminthes; Cestoda; Cyclophyllidea; Taeniidae. Gene Ontology annotation, molecular function: RNA polymerase II transcription regulatory region sequence-specific DNA binding; DNA-binding transcription factor activity, RNA polymerase II-specific. Gene Ontology annotation, biological process: regulation of cell cycle; regulation of transcription by RNA polymerase II. The transcript is spliced from 7 exons. The record is from RefSeq and is a predicted model, not a curated record. Gene Ontology annotation, cellular component: nucleus; transcription regulator complex.